UCACUGUUCAUUUAGACUUUAGUCUAACUCCGGCUUCGAAACUUACAGGCUGUCCGAUAAUUAACAAUUUCAGGAUACCCUGAACCCGGAUGCAUUAAGUCUGCUGAUCAUAAACCGUGAACUACUUAAAAAUACGCAGAUUUAAUUCAACAAUAAUGAUUUCAUGAAACCUUCAUCAUGAAACUCCGCUCUGUAAAAAUGACAAAGUUUCCGUUAAAAAUCGUGGAUGAAACACUCAAACGCUGGUUUUAUCGUCUAGGAGUAUGUAUUGGGAAACAUCCUGGAUACUUUAUAAUAAUCCCUCUUCUUCUUACAGCACUCUGCGCUACAGGGUUCCAACAAAUGGAUUAUAAUUGGGACCCAGAAUAUCUUCUCUCCCCCUCCACCGGGAAAGCCAAGCUUGAGCGUGUCGAAAUGGAAAAGCAUUUCCCCAUUGACUACAAAUUUUUCCAGCCUGCUCGAAUGUCAAGAGUUGGAAAAUUUGGAAGAAUCAUUGUUACAGCUGAAGAUGGUGGUUCCUUACUCAGAUCAACUGUGUGGGAUGAGAUACUUGUGCUGGAUGCUGGAAUUACCAACAUGACAAUUCCACAUGAAGGUGCAAUGGUCACAUACAACCAAAUUUGUGCUAAAUGGGAUGGGUAUUGCAAGUCAAAUGAUGUGUUGAGUAUGGGUGCAUUCAUGGAGGACAUUGAAAGCGGAGCCUUCAAUCUUAGCUAUCCGAUAACAUUUGAUCCAUUCACAUUUCAACAAUACAACCUUCCAGCAUACUUUGGCGGAGUGAAGUAUGAUGAUUUUGGAAUAGUGACUGAAGUGAAGGCAGUUGCUCUCAACUACUUCCUUGAUGUGUCUGAAGACUGGUUGCUUGCAGUUGGGGAUUCAUGGGAGAGAAUGUUCUUAGAGGAAAUUGAUAGAAUUCUAGAAAUUUCUCAGAACGUUAAGGUUGCCAAGUUUUGUUCUUCCACCCCUGCUUGGGAGAUGGAGAAAUCUAAGAACUCCAUCACACCAAACCUGAUGAUAAAUGUGAUCAUCAUGAUAAUGUUUUGCUUAGCAGCAUCAACCAUGUCAGAUGCGGUGAGAUCAAAACCAUUGAUUGGAUUUCUUGGACUGUUCACCGCUUGUCUUGCCACCUUGGCUGGGUUUGGAUUACUCUGCUACUGCGGGGUUGAAUUCAUUGCUUUAUGCCUUGCAGCUCCUUUUCUUCUUCUGGGAAUAGGUAUUGAUGACACAUUUGUCAUGUUAUCUGCCUGGGUGCGCUCCUCUAAGCAGGCUUCUGUUCCUGAAAGAAUGGGACAAGCGUUCUCAGAUGCAGCUGUCUCAAUAACGGUGACAUCCUUGACGGAUUUCCUUAGCUUCAUUGCAGGCGUAAUAACCCCUUUUCCUGUAGUCAGAAUAUUUUGUCUAUACACUGGAUGUGCAGUAGCGUUUAUUUAUGUUUGGCAUCUAACAUUAUUUGGAGGAUGUCUUGCCCUGGCUGGAUACGCUGAGCAGAAAAACAAGCAUGGGAUGUUCUGUUUCACGGUAACUCCAAAGUCUCUUGCAUCAAACAGGAAUUGGGUUUACAGAGUGUUUUGUACUGGUGGGGUUAACCCAAUGGAUCCCUACAACCCUAUUGACAACAAGGAGCAUGCUGGUAUGGCAUUCCUUAGAGAUAAGCUUGGAUAUGCCCUCAGCUUGAAAUGGGUUAAAUCACUUGUGCUUAUUAUAUUUACAGCCUAUAUCAUGACCUCAAUUUGGGGUAUUACCAUGAUUCAGGAAGGUUUAGAGAAACGAAACACAGUGAACUAUGAUUCCUAUAGUAUCAACUACUAUGAUGCUGAUGAUCAGUUUUACAGAGAAUACAGAUUUCCAAUUAAUGUUAUUCUUAGUGGAGAUAUCGAGUUCUCAGAUGUCAACACCCAACAGAAAAUUAAUAGUAUGCUAAAAAGCUUUGAAAACUCGUCAAUGAUAGCACCCGAACUGACAACAUCAUGGCUUAGAGAAUUUUUGGGAUUCGUUGAGCGAAAUGAAGGUUUUGAUGAUAUUGACGUUUCUAUUGGAACAGAACCAGAGUUUAUAAACACCCUGAGAACUCACUACCUUGCGGAUUCUUCGAGUCCCCUUCGACUAGAUGUAGAGUUCAGUCCAUUGGGGGACAGAAUCAGUGCAGGACGAUUUCUACUUCAAGGACAUAAUGUGGUCAAUGCUUUGGAUGAGACUGCUAUGGUAGAGGAGCUCCGAGCAGUUGCGGAACAGUUUAGUGAUGAGAAUAUAAAGGUUACUGUUUUCCAUCCUUACUUCAUCUACAUUGACCAGUAUCUAGAAAUUAUGCCGCAGACGAUACAAUCUAUACUUGUAACCUCUGGUUUCAUGAUGAUCAUAUCCUUCAUCAUGAUUCCGAACCCGCUAUGCUCUCUCUGGGUGGCGUUUAGCAUUCUCUCUAUAGAAGCUGGAGUCCUUGGCUUCAUGGCUUGGUGGGGAAUCAACCUUGAUGGCAUUGCUCUGAUCAAUCUGAUCAUGUGUAUUGGGUUUUCUGUAGACUUCUCAGCACAUAUCUGUUACCACUAUAUGUCUGAAGAGGGUAAAUCUCCGGAUCAGAGAAUAGCUGCAAGUCUGUAUGCCCUUGGACUGCCUAUAAUUCAAGGUGCUACAAGUACUAUUCUAGGAGUAAUAGGACUGGCAUUUGCACCAAGCUAUCUUUAUGUCACUUUUUUCAAGAUGAUAUUUCUUGUAAUAUUUCUGGGAGCUCUGCACGGGUUGAUUUUGCUUCCUGUUCUUCUCUCGCUUUUUGGUCCUGGUUCUUGUAACAGUCGGAGCUCAACACAUAGUACUACUUCAUCCCCAUCCACAACAGUCUCUGUACACUCAAUAAGCAGCCAUCCUCGAUACUCUGUUAACCUAGGAUUCGUGACUCCAGACCCUGCUAGAAGAAAGGACAGUUCCCAGCUUCCUGUUGAGCACUUCCAGCGGCGGCACGUGGGAAGUCCAAACUUAAGAGAUUUCAAGCAGUCUGAGUUUAACCCAGACCGGUUCUCCUUCAUUACUAGGAUUUCCGAGGAGACCGUGGCUUCCUUAACUACCCGGGUCCAAACUGAUCCCAGACUUACUCCGGUUCCUGAAUCCGAUGAGCAGUACGAUUCUAUCAUUGCCCAGUUGGGACAGCGCCGGCCUCCUCCCACUUCUUCUACCCGAGAACUGAGACACUCUGCUUUAAGUCGUAAGAGCUCAAGCAGUAGUGGCAACACUAGUCCCCAGAUGCCAGUCCAAGGUCUACGGCUCAAGGGAGCUUCUCAACCCAUCAUAAACAUGGAGCACAAGAAGAUUUGCAGAUCCAAGAGCCACAAACCCCGAACUACAACCAUCUCAGACAAACAGCUACUCCGCGAAUUAAACCCAAAGCAGCCAUUACGUAAAUAUAACAGUUUUCCUUACCACGUGUUCAACAACGAGGGCGGUUAUUCAUCGGACGAAUCGGCUAAAUCCAUGAAUUAAGAUCUUAGAUAAUCAUGAGAUAAUGAAAACACAUACUGAUAAGAAACCAAAGCACAAUGGUUGAGGAGUCCGGGAAACCCAGUUAAUUUAACAUUUGAAAAAUUUUAUCCUGGAAAACUUGUUUUGUUCAAGGUCAAUUAUUUUUUCAUUUAUUUAUUUA
Messenger RNA from Eurytemora carolleeae, 3628 nucleotides. RefSeq names its product patched domain-containing protein 3. Bases 178 to 3468 code for a protein of 1096 amino acids. Lineage: Eukaryota; Metazoa; Arthropoda; Copepoda; Calanoida; Temoridae. The record is from RefSeq and is a predicted model, not a curated record. The transcript is spliced from 7 exons. Gene Ontology annotation, cellular component: cytoplasmic vesicle membrane; plasma membrane.